Molecule: messenger RNA, 224 nt
Organism: Sphaeroforma arctica JP610
Lineage: Eukaryota; Ichthyosporea; Ichthyophonida
Exons: 1
Source: RefSeq, a predicted model, not a curated record
AUGCUCAUCCGCCUGAACGGUGUGGAGUACAGUGUGUACAAUGUAACGGACAAGUACGAGCAGUUGCGUGCCAUGCAGCAGGCAGCCUACGCGCAGAUGGACGAGAGAGUGUCGACCUCCGACCUGUCCACAGACGACAGCAGCGGCACACAACACAGCAAAUUCGGCGACGAUGACGCACAGGCAAAACUCGAUAGAGCCGCUGAGGAGUUUGUGGCGGGCAU